AACUUUCAAUUAAGUAGUGAAAAUGAAGUUCGUGAAAUGGCACAUAGUGUGCUUACUGGCUUAACUUGGCUGCAUAAAAAUGGUUACGUUCAUCGUGACAUUCGGAUUUCAAAUGUUGUCUUUGUUCCUAACAUCAGAAACUAUAGGUAUGCUCUUAUUGAUUUUGAGCAUGGUAGUGCAGAUGGAUUAGAAGCAUCUGAACGUUUAAUGGACUGGGAUGGUGCAACACUCAUGAGUAAUAACAAGUAUACAUCACAGUCUGACUUGUACCAGUUUGGGAAAAUGCUUAGAAAUCUUAAUAUAGUGAAUUCAGAAGUUGGGAAGAAGUUCUUAGACGAUUUGAGAAAUAAGAGUGUUGAUACAAGUAAUAUACUUGAUCAUGCAUGGUUCAGAUAA
This is a messenger RNA of Paraglomus occultum, 396 nucleotides long. Lineage: Eukaryota; Fungi; Glomeromycota; Glomeromycetes; Paraglomerales; Paraglomeraceae. The record is from the annotation of a GenBank genome assembly.